Messenger RNA from Daucus carota subsp. sativus, 5035 nucleotides. RefSeq names its product ABC transporter C family member 10. Gene Ontology annotation, biological process: transmembrane transport. Lineage: Eukaryota; Viridiplantae; Streptophyta; Magnoliopsida; Apiales; Apiaceae. Gene Ontology annotation, molecular function: ATP hydrolysis activity; ATP binding; ABC-type transporter activity. The record is from RefSeq and is a predicted model, not a curated record. Gene Ontology annotation, cellular component: membrane. The coding region runs from base 364 to 4197 and encodes 1277 amino acids. The transcript is spliced from 12 exons.
GUCGAUCAUUUCCUGUUAUUCUCCUGUUACCAGUACUCAAGUUCUUCCCAUUCUAUUCUAAAUUCAUCAAUUCCAACUAACACUAAGCCGUCGUCUUCACGGAACAACCAGAGUCCGAAUACAUUUUAACUUUCACAGACUCUGCUCUAAACGGUUUAUACCAGAGUAUUUAUGUUUUAACUUUCACUGAUCACUGAUCCUGGUCUAAUAUAGGGUUGGUUUAUCAAUGCCAACUAACUUAUCCAUCAAUUUAAACACUACUGAGAUACGGGACCAGACCAUGCAUUUAGAUAUUGUGUUUUUUUCUCUUCAACCCAGAUCCAUAUUACUACCAUAUUUCUUCAAACUUUUGAGAAACUUGAAAUGGUGACAGGCAUGAAAGAAGCUACCCUGUAUACACCUUUGCGAGGUGAAGAGGCUAUAGACGACGUUAAAAUCAGUGAUGAUGGAAAUGUUACCCCUUUCCGCAAUGCUGGGGUUCUGAGUAGAAUGACUUAUUGGUGGUUGAACCCGAUGUUAAAGAAGGGAAAGGAGAAAGCUUUGGAGGACGAUGAUCUUCCAAAAUUACAGCCCGCAGAUUGUGCAGAAACAUGUUACUCCUUGUUUAUGGAGCAGCUGACGAAAAGAGGAGCUUCUGGAUCGCUUCCAGUUUUAACAACUUUAUUUAUUUGGCAGCGUAAAGCUAUCUUACAGUCUGGUAUUUUUGCAUUGAGCAAGGUACUUGCACUGGCUACUGGCCCUCUGCUGCUUAAAGCUUUCAUACGCGUUGCUCAGGGGAAGGAAGCAUUUAAAUACGAGGGAUAUGCACUAGCUGCAGGCUUAUUUUUUGUCAAAUGUUUGGAAUCACUCUCAGAAAGACAAUGGAAAUUCCAAACUAGACUAAUAGGACUGCAAGUAAGAUCUAUGCUAUCUGCAGCAAUUUACCAGAAGCAACUUAGAGUAUCAAAUGCAGCUAAAGCAUUUCAUUCUCCGGGACAGAUAAUGAAUUAUCUGUUAGUAGAUGCUAAUAGAAUUGGGGAAUUUCCAUAUCAUUUUCAUCACAUCUGGGCAACAAGUCUCCAAUUAUGUCUUGCUCUUCUUAUCAUUUACUAUUGUGUAGGCAAAGCGACGGUUGCAGCUCUACUGGUAGUGAUAUUGAUGGUAGUCGGAAAUUCUCCAUUGGCCAAAUUGCAGCAUAAGUACCUGACAAAACUCAUGGUAGCACAAGAUGUAAGGCUCAAGGCUAUUACUGAGGCAGUGACAAACAUGAAAGUACUGAAGUUGUAUGGUUGGGAGACACACUUUAGACAUGUUAUAGAAGGAUUGAGGAAAGAAGAAGCAAGGUGGUUAUCCGCGAUUCUGACACAAAGAGGCUAUUAUUUAUCUCUCUUUUGGUCAUCCCCUAUAGUAAUUACAAUAUUUACUUUCUGGGCAUGCUGUUUCAUGAGAAUUCCUCUAGAUACCGGUACUGUGUUUACAUUUCUUGCAACAGUCCGAAUUGUCCAAGAGCCUAUCAGGCUUUUACCUGAUGUUGCAGGAAUUUUUAUUGAAUCAAAGGUUGCAUUAACUCGUAUUGUGAAGUUUCUUGAGGAGCCUGAACUGCAAAAAGGAAGCACAGAAGGUCAAUGCAAGUGUAUCGAGCAGUCAAUACAAAUCAAAGAAGCAUCUUUUUCAUGGGAUAUCAGUUCUUCACAGGCCACUUUAGAGAAUAUAGAAUUGAAUGUAAAACCUGGUGAGAAGGUUGCAAUAUGUGGAGAAGUUGGCUCGGGUAAAUCAACCCUUCUAGCUGCAAUUCUCGGAGAAGUUCCAAGUACUAAUGGCAUGGUCCAGGUUUGUGGAAAGGUAGCUUAUGUUUCUCAGACAGCAUGGAUACAAACAGGAACUAUACAAGAGAACAUACUCUUCGGGUCAUUAAUGGAUCAAGACAAGUACCAAAAAGUACUGAAAAGAUGUUCACUUGUACAAGACCUGAAAAUUCUUCUAUAUGGUGAUCACACAGUAAUAGGAGAAAGAGGUGUAAACCUUAGUGGUGGGCAGAAGCAACGGGUUCAACUUGCCCGUGCACUAUAUCAAGAUGCAGAUAUAUACCUUCUUGAUGAUCCAUUCAGCGCUGUAGAUGCGCAUACUGCAACUAAUUUAUUUAAUGAGUAUGUCAUGGGAGCAUUAUCAGAAAAAACGGUUUUGCUCGUUACCCAUCAAGUUGACUUCCUCCCUGCAUUUAACAUUGUUCUGAUAAUGUCUGAAGGGAAAAUCCUACAAGCAGAUACGUACCAGCAGUUGUUAGUCCACAGUCCAGAUUUUCAAAAUCUUCUGAUUUCACAAAAUGGCUCUACCAAUCUGGAGAGACGAAUCAGUUAUAGUCCUCCACAAAGACCUAAGAUUUCCAACCAAGAGAUACAAAAAAUUGAUGUAGAACAAGAGGUUAAAGUAGGGUCCGGAGACCAGUUGAUAGAAAAAGAACAAAAAGAGACCGGAGACAGUGGUCUAAAACCUUACAAACAAUACUUGAAGCAAAACCGGGGAUACUUAUACCUCUCACUAUCAGUUAUACUCCAUAUAUUCUUUAUAGUUGGACAAUUAGUACAAGGUAUUUGGUUGGCUGCUGAACUACAAAAUCCCGCUAUAAGUAUCCUCAUGCUGAACGGGAUAUACACUGGGAUUGGGUGCGUAAUGUUACUGUGCCUACUCAUUAGAUCUUAUGUAGUAGUAUUAUUAGGUAUCAAGGCAUCAGAAACUAUUUUCUCCAAAGCAAUAGUCUCAAUCUUUCGAGCACCUAUGUCCUACUUUGACUCGACGCCUGUUGGAAGGAUACUGAGCCGGUUAUCUUCUGAUCUGAGUAUUAUAGACCUUGAAUUGGCAACGAAAUUUGCAUUUUCGCUGGGAUCAACAAUGAACACGUGUUUCAACUUUGGAAUAUUGGUUGUACUCACGUGGCCAAUCUUAUUUCUCGUCAUUCCUACAGUUUACAUUACCAUAGUUUUACAGAAAUUCUACUUAGCUUCUGCGAAUGAGUUGAUCCGCAUUGAAGGCACGACAAAGUCUUCAGUUGCAAGCCAACUUUCGGAGUCCAUUGCUGGUGCAGUAACCAUCAGAGCAUUUAAAGAAGAAGGUAGAUUUAUUUCGGAAAACUUUUAUCUCAUUGAUGCAAACGCAAUUCCAUACUUCCACAGUUUUUCUGCAAAUGAGUGGUUGAUACAACGUCUAGAAGGAUUAUGCGCGAUCAUUGUCUCAUGCUCUGCAUUGGGCAUGACUCUGAUGCCUCUUGAAGCUUCUAAAUCAGGAUAUGUUGGGAUGGCUCUAUCAUUUGUCCUUUCAAUGAAUGUCUACCUCGUAAAUGCUGUAAAUAUGAAUUGCACGCUAUCAAAUUUCUUCAUUUCUGUUGAAAGAUUAGAACAGUGCAUGCACAUUCAAAGUGAAGCCCCUGAAAAACUUAAAGAAAACCAACCUCCACCGAACUGGCCAAGUGCUGGGAGAGUAGAGAUCCACAAUCUAAAGGUCAAAUACCGUCCAAAUGCUCCUCUAGUUCUGCGUGGAAUUAAUUGCAUCUUUGAAGGAGGGCAUAGUAUUGGAAUAGUUGGUAGGACUGGUAGUGGGAAGACAACUUUGAUAAGUGCAUUAUUUCGCCUCGUAGAACCUGCAGAAGGAAAGAUUAUAAUAGAUAACGUAAAUAUUGCUAAGAUUGGGCUUCAUGACCUAAGAUCACAGCUUGGCAUCAUUCCACAAGAUCCUACACUUUUCAGUGGUUCUGUGAGAUAUAACAUAGACCCCCUCAAUGAGCAUAUUGAUAGUGAAAUCUGGCAGGUUCUUGAAAAAUGUCACCUUCUAGAGGCUGUUCAAGAGAAACAAGAAGGGUUGAACUCUUCGAUUGUGCAGGACGGAUCAAAUUGGAGCAUGGGACAACGCCAAUUAUUUUGCUUGGGACGGGCAUUAUUAAAGAGGAGGAAGAUAUUAGUUCUUGAUGAAGCCACUGCAUCAAUAGACAAUGCAACAGACAGUAUAAUACAGAAAACCAUAAGGACAGAAUUAGCAACCUGCACUGUAAUAACAGUGGCUCACAGAAUACCGACCGUGAUUGAUUGCUCAAUGGUGCUUUCCAUGAAAAAUGGAGAGAUGGUAGAGUAUGAUGAGCCUAAUAAACUGUUGAACCAGGAGGGCUCACUGUUUAGGAAGCUAGUUGAGGAAUACCAGUCUUAUUCUUGUCGCCACAACCAAGAAUAAACUUUCAAAACUUGUUUAGUAGCAACCAGAAUAUACAGAAAGUCAUUGCUUUCUCAAAUAAACAUCAAAUGAAUCUUUGAUCAUAAUAAAUAAUUGUACUUUCUUCUGUGACAUAUUUAUUUCCCGCCCAUGCAAGUAUGCUAAUCCAUAACUAAAAACUGUGAAGUUUAUAUAAUCUCGGUGACAGUAAAGGUCAAAAUUUACCUUUUGUAUCUAUGUGACUGCAGUAACUCGACGUUGAAGCAUAUCUAACAAUCUCAGACUACUAAUCACCAAAAGGAAAAAGCCCUGCAAUGUAAAACGACGCAGAGGAAGCUGAAGUAAGGGUGAAAUAUUCAAAGAAAAAGAAAAAGAAGCAGCAGAGCCUUAAGAUGGUGAACUUUUAAGUGUAGCAGAUGAUUAUAAAGUAGUACCAUGUGCAUUUGUAAACUAGUUCCAAUCCCUACUGCAUUGAAUCGGACACAGGUGAGGUAUCUUGCUUCAACUGGGACACUGAAAUAAAGCCGGAAAAAUGGUGAAGCCGCCUCCUCUGGCUUGGACAAAAGGCCUACUUGUUUGACUCGAAAAUCUAUGGCAUUGUGGAAGAAGCUGAAAUGCAGAAACAUAAAAUUCUUGCUGAAUCCAAGGAGGAAAGGCUUGACCUGGCCAGGGUUAACAAACUCGAGCUCCUAGACUUGGCCAAUUCUUCAAACACUGAAGAUGCAUGCCUCCAGAACAUGAAAGAUAUGAUUCAUUUGAUAGUAUUGCCUUCUUUCUCAACUUCUGGAUCGCUUCCAGUUUAUCAACUUUAUUUAUCUGGCAGCGUAAAAGCUAUAUUAAGUUAUCUCGCAGCAUCACA